Paramuricea clavata is the source of this 345-nucleotide messenger RNA. NCBI's taxonomy places the organism in Eukaryota, Metazoa, Cnidaria, Anthozoa, Malacalcyonacea, Plexauridae. The record is from the annotation of a GenBank genome assembly.
AUGCUAUGCAGAGAAAUAAUUGGGGUGGAUGUUUUUACAGGAACAAAGAAGGGAACGGUUAAGCAGAGUGAGAAAUGGGGUGAGGUGGUGGAAAACUUGUCAGCUGUGGAGUGUUUACACUUCAAAGUUGACAAGCCGGCUGUAUGGGAUCAGUACAACCUACUACAGAGCACCUAUCGAAGGAAAUUGAAGAAAAAAGCAAGUGGAAUGGCUGUGGAGAUGACUGAGGUGGAGAGGGCAUUGGAGUUUGUUAUGGAGAAGGAGGAUGCUGCUGAACAGCUACAACAAGAGGGAAAGUUAAAAAAGUCACCAAUGAAGCUGAGAAAGUUAAUGCAGAAGAUGUAA